AUGAACAAGAGAAAGCAUGAGAAGGGCUUCUGCCAGCCGUACCGUGGCAUCGCGUGCGCUCGCUUCAUAGGGAACAGGAGUAUCUACGUGGAGUCUCUGCAGAUGCAGGGGGAAAGUGAAAACCGCAUCACUGCGGCCUUCACGAUGAUCGGCACCUCGACCCAGCUAUCAGACCAGUGCUCUGAAUUUGCCAUCCCAUCCUUCUGCUAUUACGUCUUCCCAUUAUGCGAGGAGGGCACCAGAGGUCCAUGGCAGCGCCAACUCUGCCGCGAUGAGUGCGAGGCUCUGGAGAACGACUUGUGCAAUGCCGAGUACACCAUCGCACGCUCCAACCCUCUCAUCCUCAUGCAGCUCGAGCUGCCCGCGUGCAACCUGCUUCCCCACCCCGGCUCGCCAGAAGCUGCCAGCUGCAUUCGCAUCGGCCUGCCACCGCAGUAUUCACCCCCAAAUCACAGCUGUUACAACGGAAGUGGCGCCAACUACAAAGGCACGGUCAGUGUCACGAAAUCAGGCUACCAGUGUCAGCCGUGGAGCGCACAGUAUCCACACAGUCAUCAUCUGACGCCUGUUGAGUACCCUGAGCUCAGAGGAGGCCACAAUUUCUGCAGGAACCCCGGAGGGCAAAUGGAGAGUCCUUGGUGUUUCACUUUAGACCCUAAUGUUAGAGUGGACGUCUGUGAAAUUCAGCCCUGCAAUCCUCCAGAGAAAGUGAAAAAGGAGAUACUGUACAUCUUAAUCCCCAGUAUAGCCACCCCUCUUGUUAUUGCCUGCUUAUUCUUCUUGAUCUGCAUGUGUCGCAACAAACAGAAGGAGUCUGCUGACACCCCCACUCGCCGUCAACUCACUGCCUCACCGAGUCAAGAAAUGGAGCUGCCUCUACUUAACCAGCCCAAGCAUCAGGCGAAGCUACGAGAACUCAACCUGUCUGCAGUUCGAUUCAUGGAAGAGCUUGGAGAGGACCGUUUCGGAAAAGUCUACAAAGGUCACCUCUACGGUACGGCUCCAGGUGAACAGACCCAGGUGGUGGCUAUAAAGACGGUCAAAGACAAGGACGAGGGUCCUCUACGGGAAGAAUUCCGCCACGAGGCCAUGAUCCGGUCCCGCCUACAGCACCCCAACAUCGUCUGCCUUUUGGGUGUGAUAACUAAAGAACAGCCCAUGAGCAUGAUCUUCAGCUAUUCGGGCCACGGUGACCUCCACGAGUUCCUGGUCAUGCGAUCCCCUCAUUCGGACGUCGGCAGCUCUGAUGACGACAAAACGGUCAAAUCCACUCUGGAACAGGCAGACUUCCUACACAUCGUCACACAGAUAGCAGCCGGAAUGGAGUAUCUUUCCAGCCACCACGUGGUACACAAGGAUCUGGCUGCUCGUAACAUUCUAGUUUGCGAUAAGCUCAACGUUAAGAUCCUGGACCUUGGGUUGUUCAGGGAGGUCUACUCCGCUGACUACUACAAGCUAAUGGGCACCAGUCCCUUGCCUAUCCGUUGGAUGUCCCCUGAAGCCAUACUGUAUGGCAAGUUCUCCACCGAUUCAGACAUCUGGUCCUACGGCGUGGUGCUUUGGGAGAUAUUCAGCUAUGGCCUUCAGCCUUACUGCGGUUAUUCUAACCAGGAUGUGAUUGAGAUGGUGCGCAACAGACAAGUUCUUUCCUGCCCAGAUGACUGUCCAGCCUGGAUUUACACACUGAUGCUAGAGUGCUGGAAUGAGUUCCCCGCAAGAAGGCCAAGAUUCAAAGACAUUCAUGCCCGGUUGCGCACCUGGGAGAGCUUGUCCAACUACAACAGCUCGGCACAGACCUCAGGAGCGAGCAACACCACUCAAACCAGCUCCCUCAGCACGAGCCCCGUCAGUAACAUCAGCAAUGCCCGCUACGUUAGUCCCAAAAAGUCUUCCCCCUUCCCUCAGCCUCAGUUUGUGUCCAUGAAGGGACAGAUGCGCCCAAUGGUGCCGCCCCAGCUCUACAUCCCAGUCAACGGCUACCAGCCAAUGCCGGCUUAUCCGUACAUGCAGAACUUCUACCCCAUGCAGAUCCCCAUGCAGAUGCCUCCACAGCAGCUGCGCCCACAGUUGGUCGCCAAGGCUGGAUCGCACCACAGCGGCAGCGGCUCCACCAGCACCGGCUAUGUGACCACGGCACCCUCCAACGGAUCUGGCACGGAGAAGGCGGCCCUUAUGAAUGAAGACCUGAAGACGACAGACGAGGAUUUCGCUGACGGGGCUUCUCAAAGUGGCCUGCACAACGAGGACCUAUCUGUUCCAGAGACAGAGCUCCUGGGGGACAAUGACAGCCCGCGGACAGAAGACAAUGGAAACAACUCGGAAGCAUAGACAAUCUAUGAUUUUUCGCUUUUUUUCUCAGUUGUACAGGUUUAAAAAGUGAAGGGAAACCAGUGAAUGACACAUGGACGUGGUGUUAUUUAUGGGUUUUUGUUUUAUCCGCAGCCACUGAUGGAUGAACGCAUCAUGCUGCUGGAGAUAUUUUUAUAAGAGAUGUCAGCUUCACCCAUGAGCUGCGGUUUUUGUAGUCUGUGAUGAAGAAUCAAGCUUUCAGCCCUUCUGCUUUGGGGUCGGUGGCAGAUAUGA
Sinocyclocheilus grahami is the source of this 2583-nucleotide messenger RNA. RefSeq names its product receptor tyrosine kinase-like orphan receptor 2. Gene Ontology annotation, cellular component: signaling receptor complex; plasma membrane. Gene Ontology annotation, molecular function: ATP binding; Wnt-protein binding; transmembrane receptor protein tyrosine kinase activity. Bases 1 to 2328 code for a protein of 775 amino acids. The transcript has 6 exons. The record is from RefSeq and is a predicted model, not a curated record. Gene Ontology annotation, biological process: positive regulation of kinase activity; cell surface receptor protein tyrosine kinase signaling pathway; multicellular organism development. NCBI's taxonomy places the organism in Eukaryota, Metazoa, Chordata, Actinopteri, Cypriniformes, Cyprinidae.